Molecule: messenger RNA, 2024 nt
Organism: Leguminivora glycinivorella
Lineage: Eukaryota; Metazoa; Arthropoda; Insecta; Lepidoptera; Tortricidae
Product: methionine synthase reductase
Exons: 7
Coding region: 553-1956 (467 amino acids)
Biological process (GO): homocysteine metabolic process
Cellular component (GO): cytosol
Molecular function (GO): FMN binding; flavin adenine dinucleotide binding; [methionine synthase] reductase (NADPH) activity
Source: RefSeq, a predicted model, not a curated record
GGUUGCCAACCGUACGAGGUUCCUCGUACAAAUACGAGAUUUAUGGUCUUACGUACGAGGUACGAGGAUACUAUUAACCUCGUACAAAUAUGUACGAGAUUUUGAUAAUAUGGCCAAUGGCCAAUUGGAUAUAUAUUAUUAGCAUUUUGCAUAUUUUACACCAUUUACGCGAUUAUUGUCUAUGGCAGCUAUCGCUUCAACAACAACACCGCACCGCACCAUAGAAUGUUUUCACGAAAGUGAGAGCGAGAAAGUGUUAUUUUUUUAUCGCUAUCACUUACGUGAAAAAAAAUCCACAGACGCGGUGCGGUGCGAUCAUUUCUUAGGUACUUUACGGAGUGGUCCCGAUAGUAUAAUAUGCUUAAUUUUGUUUUAAACACGUUUUCGAUGCAUAAUAAUAAUAUUUUUUAUAUGUACGAGGUUUGAAAGUCUAAAUACGAGAAUUUUAGCUGAAACGUACGAGGAAGUUUUGCUUUACGGUUGGCAACCCUGCAUCAUGGCGUUCGCGUGAAUCAUUGUUUCACUUGUAAAAUUUGUUUAAAUUUGUGUAAAAUGGUGGUUACUUAUCAUUACCAAGAUAUGUUCGAUGAAGCUUUAAAAGCUGAAUGUAUUACUUUGCCCACAUGGAAAGAUACUGGAUUAAAACUGGAGUAUUUGGAGAAUGAAACAUGUGAUGUUAUCGAGCCAGUCUAUAAGGAUACGCCACCUGUAUUACCCUUUGCGCGUUCAGAAAUAUAUCAAGCUCAAAUGUUGUGUUCGCGUCGCUUGACCUCAGUAAACGCUGACUGCAAGCCGGUGUAUGAGGUGGCGUUUGAUGUAAAGGAAAGUAAUUUCGAGUUCAAAGCUGGAGAUACAAUUGGCAUCCUUCCCCAGAAUAGUGUUGAAGAAGUGAACACUAUUCUAGAUCACCUAGGCAUAACACAGGGCGACCAGUGGUACAACCUUACUAGCGGGUCAAAGGCUAAGGUGCCUGCGCAUGUACCAGUGAGGUCUACAUUGAGGCAUGUACUUACACAUUGUGUAGAUUUGAGAGGAGUCAUAAAAAAGCUUUUCCUUCUGGCUUUAUCUAAGCACACCAAAUGUGACACUGAAAGGAAAACUCUAGAAUAUCUAAGCAGCAAAGAAGGAUCAGCAGCAUACACUAAACACAUAUUGAACAGAGGCAUAUGCAUCUUAGACUUAUUUACAAUUUUCAAAACAUGCCGACCACCCAUUCCAAUACUAUUAGCAAAUCUUCCCAGGUUGCUACCGAGGCCAUACUCCAUAGUAAACAGUGGACUGAAAGACUCAAAUACAUUGAAAAUAUGCUUUUCAGUCAUGGAAUUAGAUAACAACAGAAAGGGACUGACAACUGGCUGGUUGGAAUCAAAAAUUAUAAAUUAUACAUUUGAAAAUAGAAUGCAAAAUCUCAGUAUAACAAGUGACUGUCUAAAUAGAGUCCCUAUGUAUUUAAGAAAGAAUAUGGCUGAAUUUUUUUUGCCAUGUAAUACUCAAAAACCCCUUUUACUGAUAGCUACUGGCACUGGUAUAGCGCCAUUCAUAGGUUUCUUGGAAGAGAGACAGAAACUUAAAUCGGAAAAUAGUGAAAUGGGAGAGUUGUGGCUAUUCUUUGGAUGUAGAGAUCCUAAUUUAGAUUAUUUAUAUCAAGAGGAAUUGGAGCAGUUUGAAGAUAACUUGACUUUGACGAAAUUAAUAACAGCCUUCUCUAGGAUACACAAAGAGGAAGCUAGACAUGUUCAGGAUGCCUUAAAUGAAAAUGGUGGAGAUGUGGCCAGGUUAAUAGACCAAGGAGCUUCGGUAUUUGUGUGUGGAGAAGCAAAAACUAUGGUGGCUCAAGUAAAAGACUGUAUAACUAGCUACUUAGUUGAAUACAGUGGUAAAACUCAAGAAGAAGCCAAGCAGUGUAUAGCUCAGAUGGAGAAGGACAAACGAUAUGUAGUUGAUCUGUGGAGUUAGUGCAAUGUUUAGUAUAUUGAUAUUUCUGUACAGAGAGUAAUUUAUUUAAAUUAUAUAUUUAUUUAAUA